Messenger RNA from Myotis myotis, 5299 nucleotides. It is a transcript of the gene TAF5L, whose product is annotated as TATA-box binding protein associated factor 5 like. The transcript is spliced from 5 exons. Bases 746 to 2527 code for a protein of 593 amino acids. The record is from RefSeq and is a predicted model, not a curated record. Gene Ontology annotation, cellular component: nuclear protein-containing complex; histone acetyltransferase complex. Gene Ontology annotation, molecular function: transcription coactivator activity; protein binding. Lineage: Eukaryota; Metazoa; Chordata; Mammalia; Chiroptera; Vespertilionidae. Gene Ontology annotation, biological process: regulation of DNA-templated transcription.
UGGGUUGACAGAACAGCCCUGACUUUGGGCCAAACUGGGGAGGGACCGUACUGUCGCCGUCUCUCUAUGCCUUUAUUUUAUUUUAUUUUAUUUUAUUUUUCUAAAUAUAACAUUGAAUCAGGGGCUCAGGGCUGAAAAUAUUUACAUACACACACACACACACGCGCACACACACGAGAUGCCUAAAUGUAGCCAGGUUAGGGGCCCGGGUUACUGGACCCGUCAAACUGAUACAGUAACGCUUACCAGUAACCACAGCUUAACAAUGGUCUGUCUUCAUUGACGGGCAGGUGAACGCGGGGCAGGGAUCCCCACUCUCCAAGUAGCAGAAUCCUCCCGUUCGCAAUUAAAGAGCCUUUGUUAAAAAAUAACCGAAGCCCCGGCCGGCGCGGCCCUCCUACUGCAGGGUUACUCGUUCCAUUCCCGGUCGAGGACAUGUACCUGGGCUGCAGGUCCCAUCCCUGGCCCCACCAGUCGAUGUUUCCCUUGAGCAUUGAUGUCUCUCUCUCUCUCUCCCUAAAAACCAAUGAAAACGUAUCCUCGGGCGAGGAUUAAAAGCAGAAUCGUCUAAGUUGUCAACACAGCGGAAGACUUCUGAUAACCCGGUGGGGCAAAUGCGUCGUGAAAAGAUGGGUCACUCGUGGGGCGAUGAUGAAUGUGUUUUGUGGCAUCGCUGACUCGCAGCCAGAUCAGACCCUCCGUUUAAACAAAGCUUUCUGAGACUCGAUCCCCAGUAGAGGAGGUCAUGAAACGGGUGCGCACCGAGCAGAUUCAGAUGGCCGUGUCCUGCUACCUCAAACGCCGGCAGUACGUGGACACCGACGGUCCCCUGAAGCAAGGCCUGCGCCUGUCCCAGACCCCCGAGGAGAUGGCAGCCAACCUCACAGUCCAAACAGAAUCUGGCUGUGCCAACAUCGUGUCGGCCGCCCCGUGCCAGGCGGAGCCCCAGCAGUAUGAGGUGCAGUUCGGGCGGCUGCGGACCUUCCUCACCGAUUCCGAUUCCCAGCACAGCCAGGAAGUGAUGCCUCUCCUGUACCCCCUCUUCGUCUACCUCCACCUCCACCUGGUCCAGAACAGCCCCAAGAGCACCGCCGAGAGCUUCUACAGCCGCUUCCACGGCCUGUUCCUGCACAACGCCAGCCAGAGGGACGUGGUCGAGCAGCUGCAGGCCACGCAGACCCUGCAGGACAUCCUGUCCAACCUCAAGCUCCGCGCCUUCCUGGACAGCAAGUACGUGGUCCGCCUGCCGGAGGACAGCUACCACUACCUGAUCCGCUACCUCCAGAGCGACAACAACGCCGCCCUGUGCCGGGUCCUCACCCUGCACAUCCACCUGGACGUGCAGCCCGCCAAGAGGACCGACUACCAGCUCUACGCCGGCGGCGGCGGCGGCGGCAGCGGCUCCUCCUCGCGGGGCGAGGGCGGCGGCCUGGAGCCCCCCGACGUGCCCGGGGGCCCGAUCCUGCAGAACGAGGCCGCCCUGGACGUCCUGCAGGAGAGCAUCCGGCGGGUCAAGGAGGGCCCGCCCUCCCUCACCACCAUCUGCGUCUACGCCUUCUACCACACGGAGCAGCUGCUGAACGCCGCCGAGAUCUCCCCCGACGGCAAGCUGCUGGCCGCCGGCUUCGACAACUCCUGCAUCAAACUCUGGAGCCUCCGGUCCAAGAAGUUGAAAGCCGAGCCCCACCAGGUGGACGUGUCCCGCAUCCGCCUGGCCUGUGACAUCCUGGAAGAGGAGGAGGAGGAGGAGGAGGCCGAGAUGAAGACGCUGCGGGGCCACUGCGGGCCCGUGUACAGCACGCGCUUCCUCGCCGACGGCUCGGGGCUGCUGUCCUGCUCCGAGGACAUGUCCAUCCGCUACUGGGACCUGGGGACCUUCACCAACACGGUGCUGUACCAGGGCCACGCCUACCCCGUGUGGGACCUGGACAUCAGCCCCUACAGCCUGUACUUCGCCAGCGGGUCCCAUGACCGCACCGCGCGGCUGUGGUCCUUCGAUCGGACGUACCCGGUGCGGAUCUACGCGGGCCACCUGGCGGACGUGGACUGCGUCCGCUUCCACCCCAACUCCAACUACCUGGCCACGGGCUCCACCGACAAGACGGUGCGGCUGUGGAGCGCCCAGCAGGGCAACUCGGUGAGGCUGUUCACGGGCCACCGCGGCCCCGUGCUGUCCCUCGCCUUCUCCCCCAACGGGAAGUACCUGGCGUCGGCGGGCGAGGACCAGCGGCUGAAGCUGUGGGACCUGGCCUCCGGGAGCCUCUACAAGGAGCUGCGCGGCCACACGGACAACAUCACCAGCCUCGCCUUCAGCCCGGACAGCAGCCUGGUGGCCUCGGCGUCCAUGGACAACUCGGUGCGCAUCUGGGACAUCCGCAACAGCUUCUGCAGCGCGGCCGCCGACGGCUCCUCGGGCGAGCUGGUGGGCGUGUACACGGGGCAGAUGAGCAACGUCCUGAGCGUGCAGUUCAUGGCCUGCAACCUCCUCCUGGUGACGGGAAUCACGCAAGAAAAUCAGGAACAUUGAUUUUUUUUUUUUUUUUUUUACACCCUCGUGGUGACGGACCGGGCGGCCGUGGAGCAAGGGCUCCGGGCUGCAUCUGACGAUCGAAUCACUGACUGACUGUGAAAGACUCCCCACCUCUCCCCGUGUCCCGUGCGGGCAUCCUGGGCGCGGACACCCCUUCCUCGGCCGCCCCCCUCCCCCAGUGUCCAGGACGCGGGGGCGCGGAGGGGGUACGGACAGGUCGUGGUGGUGAUGAGUGGACGCAAGAUCAAGAAUUGGGAUGCUCUGGAGGUGGGGGGGCACGUUCUUCCAAAGAGGCCCCCGUGUCCUCGUGAGAGCACCUCCUGUCUGUCUCCUUCUCCCCCCUCCCCCCCUUUGUGGAACCACGAUGCUGCUGCUGACCGGCCGGGGAACCCACUUUGGUCCCAGGAGGGUCGCAGGUCACAGCCGCUGGCUGGCAGGAAUGCAGGGGUGGGGGCGAGGAGCAUCCAGGAUUUUUAUUGUUAUUAUAAUUAUAGUAAUGAUGAUGAUGAUGAUGAUGAUGAUGAUGAUGAUGAUGGAGAAGGGGGCACCCAGCACUGGCAGAGGCAUCUCUCUGCUCUCCACCUUCAGGUCCGGCUCCCGGCACUGGCUCUGAUGCUUGGCAUUUUGAGGUUCAGGGAAUCCGGGGCUCCGGGAGCGCAGUGUCUUGUGGGAAAGGGAGGAUUUCUGGGCGACGGGUGGGUCACCCCCUUCCCCCUUUCCCCCGACGUGUUCCUAGAAGUGGGUGCAUCCAGUGGAGGAAGCCUGGGGCUCAGGCAGUGAUGGUGCGAGACCUCGUGGCUCACUUCUGUGAACAAGCCUCCACCCCCCUUCCCCCCGGGCCCCCGAAAUGUCGGAAAGAAAUGAAAAUAAUGUGAGGUGAUCAGUCCGGAGGCAGAAUGAGAAAGCGUUGGCUUCCCCCGCCAGCGUAAGGUCAGAGGGGUGGCUUUUCCGGCCUUUGGCUCCUUGAGGUCACCGCUCCCGCCUCCUGCAUCGCAGCGGCAGCUCGAUGCACGCCUUGUGAAACACACUGUAAGCACCAUGCACGCAUCCGAAAACCCCGAGGACAACGCCAGGUCUGAUUUGUGGGCAAAGGAUUCAAUCUUUCUGGUUUUUUUGGUUUUUUUCCCCUGAGAAGAGUUAUUUUGUAUUUUGUUUUCUAUUAAAAUGUAUUUAGUUUCCCAAAAACGAAGUGUUGGCAUCUCAUUUAAGCUGUGAGGAGAGGCGGGUGUGGCCUGGACUCCAGGCCGGACCGGCCCCUCGAAGGUGCACCUCUGCGCGCUGCUCAGCUCCCUUGGAAUCACCCUUCCUCGGCGUUCCCGCGGCUCCCCGAUCGCAUUUCAUACCGUUCGGACAUCCCAGACUGCCAUGCUCACCGGAGACGACGUCUGCCUUGCCACCCAGAGUUAUUUGGUGAGAUUCUACUUCCAGUUCUCCUCCUCAAAAGACCCCAUUACAAAAUCGCUAGCGGGUGUUAUUUAAUGAACUCGAACUAUGUAUUGAACCAUUUCCAGGUAAAGGACUCGUUCAGAGAUGUCAAUGACGCCAGGAUUUCUACAGUGUGCUUCCCAGUGUGCGUCAUUUUCUGGCAAGGACACGAGAAUUCCCAGGAGGGUGUCUAGGGAGACUCUAGAAUUCUGUGCCAAAAAACUUUUUUUUUUUUACUUGAGCCUAAGGUGCUAAUCGGACAUGUUUCUUAUAGAUAAAAAAUAUAUAUUUGAGACAUUGCAAGAAGGAUCCUUUGGCAACUUAAGACAGUUAUCACCUUCCACGGGGCCUGCAGGGAAAAGCCUAGAAUAUGCAGGCGUGCGUUCGUCUGUACGGAGUGAACCCCUCCGCUGGGUUGUACGGCGUAUUGCUAGAAAUAAUGAAAUUCUCCGAUUGGACCGAAUCAUUCGCAGAAGUGGAAAUAUCACUGAUCUGGAAGCUUUUGUGUUUGUUUGUUUUUUAAUGCAGAACUUCUUUGAUUAAACGCAGAAAUGUAUAGGUUGGUCAGUCUUCACCUUGCCGAUCAUGUAUAUAUACGUUUGUGAUUUCAAUGGAAGCCCUUAAUGAUUUGCAUGUUUGGCCUAUUUUUUUCUUUUUCUUUUGUGUGCUCAUUUUAAUGUGGGGUCAUCAAACCUUCUAGAACGCCCCUCACAACUUUCCCCCAAAUCUUGGAACUAUUAUGAGGUGGGUGGGUGUGUGUGUCUGUGUGUCCACAAGGGUGUACAGAGGACGUGGGCGCCCCCUUUAGGUGGCUCCCUGCUGUCUUAUUUCCUCUUCAGAGCAGUCCUAUGGUGUGGACAGGACGGGUGAUGCUACCAUUUUGUAUUGAAAAUAACCUAAAGCCUAAAAAAAAAGCUAUAUAAUUUAUUUUUUUGGAAUAAAGAAACUUUAGAAUAUUCAGUUAUUUUGAACCACAAUGAUGAAUCUGUGAUGUGUAUAUGGUGUGGGCGGGGUACAGCUGAAAUAAUCUUACACUGACAGGCUCAGUAAAUCUGAUUGUAAAUUUUAAGUUUAGCCGUAGACUGGCCGGAAGAAAGAAAGAAUUAUGAUAAAGGAAAGUCCUGAACAGAGAAAACGGGAAACGGUGAAAAGUUUUUCAAUUCAAGGUCUAGCUUCUAAGGAGACGAUGACUAGCUUUUCAUUGGUUUCAUGCGUGUAUUAAAAAAUGUCUUGGUUGUAUAAAAAAAAGGGGGGGGUAUUUUUUUGAGUACGUAGUCUUCUCAUUUUGCUGUCGCCCUGACUGGUAUUUAAGUAUAUGGAUUAAAAACUUAGUCUGUACUUCAA